Molecule: messenger RNA, 821 nt
Organism: Cyanistes caeruleus (blue tit)
Lineage: Eukaryota; Metazoa; Chordata; Aves; Passeriformes; Paridae
Source: RefSeq, a predicted model, not a curated record
CUCCCAGGGCAAUACAAGACAGAAAAGAAAAGCACUGUCAUUUCCGAACAGCACAGUGCUUGAGUAAACUCAGCAUGAAAAAGGAAGGAGUUGCAGCAUGUUAGAAUUCUUCCUCCACAGCCGGGAUUUUUACAUGAGAAGGAUUUGGAGGGUGUCAAAAAGCAGAGGAUUUUAAAAAAAUACUUUGAAAUGGAGUACUUUGAAAAUGAGCUUCUUAAGGACAACUGAUGUCUGACUGCUAGUAAUACUAAAGGAAUUUUUCAAAAUGAGCAUUGUUAUGAAGCCAAGAUCCCGAUCUACCAGCUCCUUAAGGACUGCCGACGCAAUGUGUUUCGAUGUAGACAAUGGUACAUCAUCAGGACGAAGUCCCUUGGACCCCAUGACAAGUCCUGGGUCAGGACUCAUUCUUCAGGCAAAUUUUGUCCACAGUCAACGUAGGGAGUCUUUCCUUUACCGGUCAGACAGUGAUUAUGAUCUGUCUCCAAAGUCCAUGUCCAGGAAUUCCUCCAUUGCCAGUGAUAUACAUGGAGAUGACUUGAUUGUGACACCAUUUGCUCAGGUUCUGGCCAGCCUGCGUACUGUCCGGAAUAACUUUGCUGCAUUAACCAAUUUACAAGACCGGGCACCCAGCAAAAGAUCACCAAUGUGUAGCCAACCAUCUAUUAACAAAGCAACAAUAACAGGACAGAGAAGAAUUGAGAAGAAUUGUUGAGAACAGUUGAGAAGAAUCAGAAAUGAAAACAGGACUCUUGCCUGUGUCAUUUUUCUCAUUCCUAUUACAAAUGCUGUCCUUUUUCAGAUGAAUAUAGAAAAUAAAACUG